AGUCUACCAAUGGUUUACAUAUGGAAGAUUUAAGGAAAUUAGAAAGUAGAUUACUUCAGCUUUUAAGUUGUGUUUUUUAUUUCUGUGAGCAGUGUUGCAAUAGAUUAUUACAGCUUUUUAGGCAGUAGAUUAUUACAGCUUUUUAGUUAUUUAUUUUUCUUAUUUCUAUGUAGCAGUUGUUGCAGUAAGGAGGUUAUUCCUCCACUUUCUCAUUUCAGUUGUAGUAGGAAGUUACUUCCUUGUUUUUAGAUGGGUGGUUAAUCCACUAGUGUUGUAUUUAGUGUUAUUUUCAUUCAGUGAAAUGAUAAGCAGAAAAUUAGUCAAGUUUUUGAGUACUUCAAAUUCAAGAGAUCGCAGGUUUUCUCUUAACGAACCAGCACCAUAGGUAGAAAAAAGAAAACUUCAGAAUUUAUUUUGCAGGGUCCCAUAACUAGAUCCAUAACCCGGGACCAUAACAUGUAUGUUCAGUAAUGCCUUGUCAACUGGACUGGUGUCAACUGAAUCCCAAUGGCUGGGCAUUUUGGAGCAUAAAACACGACGAUGAGUUGCAGUACCAGCAAACAAUCUCUGCUGCUGAUUCUGUUGUUUCCACCUCUGCAAUGAUUAAAUUGAGGAUCAAAUCUCUUAUGGCGAAAAUGUUGAUUCCACAUAUUUCUCUGGUUCAAUUCUGGUCACCCAUCCAGGUCAAUGGAUCGACUUUCCUGUCCACUGUGGAUCAACUAUUUGUUUUCAAUAAGGAACUUGAUACGAGGCUUUCUUCAUACAGGAGGCUCUGUCUCAAUACUUUGAUUCCCAUUGACUACUACAAGGAAGCUCUAGUUUCCCCCCCUGUGCGAGUUUUCAGAAGAUGGUUGCCAGAAUAUAACCCCAACGUCAAAAGCUACUCCGCUGCAGAGUUUCCACUGCUUCAAACUGCAAUUCGCUUGGGAUUACAUUCUUAUUAUGCAUUUCCACUCCUCAAACUCCUUGAUCAGCGGUGCCUUGGUAUAUUUGAGAUUGUAUCUACACAACCAUCUCUCCGUCUUCCCAACCUUAUUAAGGGGUUGAAUUUUGAAUCAGUUGGAUUGUACAUUCCUAACCCAAUAAACAUACUUCUUGGACUUUUAGAGGUAGAUUGUUGUUGCCUUCUUUAUUUUGGCGAAUCUAAACAAAAUAAAUGAAAGUACAUUCCUAAUUUCAUAGCUUAUGUUAUCAUUUUUAUAGCAGCCGGUUGAAGAAAGACUUGACGAAAUAGAGGGGUUAUGUGAGAUCCUUGAAAGACUUGGUUUACUCUUUGCUCAAAUUUGGAUUCCUUUUUCUCCAUCUGCCUCUUUAAAAGUCU
Molecule: messenger RNA, 1321 nt
Organism: Solanum stenotomum
Lineage: Eukaryota; Viridiplantae; Streptophyta; Magnoliopsida; Solanales; Solanaceae
Product: protein NLP7-like
Exons: 3
Coding region: 471-1160 (229 amino acids)
Molecular function (GO): DNA-binding transcription factor activity
Source: RefSeq, a predicted model, not a curated record